Labeo rohita (rohu) is the source of this 5514-nucleotide messenger RNA. RefSeq names its product laminin, alpha 3 (gene lama3). NCBI's taxonomy places the organism in Eukaryota, Metazoa, Chordata, Actinopteri, Cypriniformes, Cyprinidae. Gene Ontology annotation, biological process: regulation of cell adhesion; regulation of embryonic development; cell adhesion. Gene Ontology annotation, molecular function: signaling receptor binding. The transcript has 37 exons. The record is from RefSeq and is a predicted model, not a curated record. The coding region runs from base 127 to 5325 and encodes 1732 amino acids.
GCUAUCACACACCUGCGAGAGAAACAGGAAGAAAAGGUAGUUUGCCAGGAGUGAAGACCACACACAGGUUGUCGUUGUAGGUGCAAGAAGUCGCAGUGAAAGCAUAUAUGGCAUGUGCAUUUAUAAAUGGCUAAGUUCUUAUACCUGGGAGUGCAAAUGAUGUGGACUGGAGUACUGCUGCUGUUCACUCUGGAUCUCUGGGUAUCUGCAGAUGAACUGGGACGUCCAACGACAUUGUGGUGGGACAAUGACAUUCAAGUCAAAAACAACAGCAAUCAACCGUCAUGGAGGCAUAUAUUUAGAAAGUAUUGUGAUUCAACACACAUUAAGGAUUGUGAUCAUGGUUAUUACAGAAAGAGAAGAGGACCAUAUAAGGGACACUGUGUGCCAUGCAACUGCAAUGGCCUGUCCAAUGACUGCGACCCACAUACUGGAAAAUGUUUGAACUGCCAGUUUAAUACAGCCGGCGACCACUGCGAGCGUUGCAUGGAGGGUUACUACGGCAGUGCCGUUAUGAGAACCUGUCAUAUGUGUCCUUGUCCCUUAGCAGACCCAUCCAAGAGUUUUGCAGUCGGAUGUCUUAGGGUUGGAGAUGAGUUUGAGUGUUUGUGCAAACCUGGUUACUCUGGAGUUCAAUGUGAGAGGUGUGCGCUUGGAUAUUACGGCAACCCUUUAGCGGAAAGAGGAAGUUGUCAGCCGUGUGAUUGUGACCAUCGUAACGUAUGUGACCCCCUAACAGGCGAUUGUUAUGAAGCAGAUGACCCAGAUACUGGCAACUGCCUUGAGUGCGAUACCUGUGUCAUUAAGUUAAUGGAUGAUCUUAACGCGAUGGAUGAUGAGCUCUCCAGACUGAAGACUCAACUUGAGUCUUAUAGUCGGAAUGCUACUUCACACACAGGACUGAAAAAACUUGAAGAUGCCAUUGCUGGUACAAAGGUUUUGGUCCACAAGUACUCUAAAUCUGUCGUCGGACUGAAACCAAAGGUUUUGGAGCUUGAAUCUGAUCUUGAAAGUGUCAAAGAUGACCUCACCGUUCUCAAUAACAAGGCAAUUGAGAUGUUUUGUACUGCAGGUCAGUUGUUAAAAACUCUGGACCAAACUUAUCAAAGAGGGGACAACCUACGAUCUGAGAGUGUAAAUCUCUUACAAAAGAUACAAGAGUUCUUGGACGAGUUGAAGCAAUCAAACCACACAGGUGGGAACACAGAAGAGGCCGCCAGGAUGAUCAAAGAAGCCCUGUGGAUGCUGAAGAAGAUGCGAAAACAAAGCUGCAGGAUUCAGACAGAACUAGCUAAUGAGGAACUCAGAAAAGCACGAAAACUACUCAACCUCAUCUUGAAUGACCUGAUGGUUCCUCUGAAUGGCUCCUUGAUAGUGGCCGAUCGUAUUAGACAAAAACUCAUGGAUCAAGCAGAAGAUCUUAGAGAUAUACAAGAGGCACUUAAAUAUGCAGAGCAUGACGUGAUCAAGGCCAAUGAUGUCAAUAAACUCAAUGAGGAACAGCUGAGAAAUAUUUUGAAACAGUUAAAGGUAUUGGGGAAAAACCAAGGAAAUAUCAUAGCCAAUGUGGACAUGACCAGAAGGACACUAAAAGAGACACUGGAUCUCCAAAAAAUGAUGGCUGACCUAACAAAGGAAAUUACUCAUCUAGCAGCUAUGAUUGAUGGAGCAAAAAACGAACUAGACGCAAAACUCAAGCUCCUUUCCAAUGCUACCGCUAAGGCCGGAAUUGUGAGACGGGCUGAGGAGCAUGCGGAGGAACUUAUGAAACUAGCUAUGGACUUUCAAAUGGUCAUACUGAACAUCACCAACUCAACUGCUGUUCAGAAAGCAGUCGAAGCCAUCGAAGCAUUUACAGAUGUCAUUGAUGCCAUUAAGGAGGCGGAAGCUGCCGCCAAACAUGCUAAAGAAGCGGCAGACCAGGCUUUUGAGGAUGUACGAGGACAAGAUCUACAAAAUAAAGCCAACGAUUUGAAAAAUCUUGCAAAUAUUCUGUUGGUGAAAGCCAAGGAAGCGGAGAUACAGCUAAAAGAUGUCACGCAAAAAUGUGAAACUUACAAGAACCUGAUCCAACAGGCCAAAGACAAACAGAACGAGCUGGAGCAAGUCUUGCAAGAUGUGUUGGGGAGGAUGAACAGCAUCAAAAGGGAUGAUAUUCGUGUCCUCAUCAACCAAGCCAAGGAAGGUGCUGCAGAUGUGAACGCCACAGCAAGUGUUGCAGUGACCAGAAUGCAAAACAUCAGUGAAGAACUUAGCAAAAUCAAGAUUUCCUCUAAUGAUUCGAACCUGAACGACUUACUUGAUGGCGUCAACAAAACAUUGACAAACCUGGAUCAGUCUUUCCCUUCACUGAUUGACAAACUAAACAACGUGGAGAACCAAAGCCAGCACCUGCCUAGUUCAGCCAACAUCUCCAACAGCAUCCAAAGAAUCAAAGACUCGAUCGAACAGACCAGAGAUGCAGCCAACAGAAUCAGAGGGCCUAUCUUUUUUUCUGGUGAAGCUCACAUUGAACUUCGAACUCCUAAAGACUUGGAAGACUUCAGAGCCUUCACAGCUCUUAAUCUUUCUCUGCACCAACCAAAAGCUCGAGGCGAUGGAAGACGUAGACGCCAACUGGGUUCGGAAAACAACCAGUUUGUUUUUUAUCUUGGAAAUAAGCAUACAAUCGGGGAUUUCAUUGGCCUGGUUGUGAAGAAUGAUGUCCUGUUUUGUGUCUACAAAGUGGGUGGCCAUUAUAAUGAGAUAAAGACCAGCGAAAUCACCAAGUCCAGCAAUGACAAAGCUUUUAUGGAUAGGGUGGAUUUCCGCAGAGUUUAUCAAGAUGCGCAGGUCAUAUACACUGAGACUUUCACUUCAGCUGAACCAAAAGCGCAGACGCCCAUAACUAAAAAGUCUACAAACAUGAGUGGAUUGCUCGAUCUGGAUCCCAAUGAGGUCGUCUUAUAUGUGGGCGGAUACCCCAAAGAUUUUAAGCCACCUGAAGAGCUUCGGUACCCAGGAUACAAGGGCUGUAUUGAGUUUUCUAUGUUAAACGAUCGAAUCCUUGGCUUGUACAACUUUCAGCGUGCCACCAAUGUCACAAAAAACGACAUGUGUCAAAGGGGAAAAGUCCACACGUUGGAAGAUUAUUUUGAUGGCACAGGUUAUGGAAAAGUUGAUGUAUCAAACCUGAAAUCUUCUAUUAGGUUCUCUGUUACAAGUCAUCAAAUGGAUGCAGUGCUUUUUUACAUGGGAAAUGAGAGCUUGCACUUCUUAGUUACGUUGGAAGGAGGCUAUAUUGUUUUGCGAACACAAAACGAAAGCGUAACAAUUGUUGAAAAGUCCCAAGUUAAAGUAUUUCCCCAAACAAACUCCAUCCAGAUCAGAAUGUCUGUGGCUACAAAUAGACCAACAAUGAUAACUGUCACAAGCUACAUCAACAUUUUGCUUGGAAAUGUCAAAGGGCUUUUCGAGGAUGCCUACAUUGGUGGUGUUCCGCUAGCAGUUCGGGAAAAAUAUAAUAUUGUUCUUCCGCCAUUUAGAGGAUGUGUCAGAAAUGUCCUGGUAGAUGUCAGUGCUUCUUUUACAGAGGAAGUUGGAAUCGUCCGAGGUUGUCCAAAUCUUUUGCUGGGUUCCCGAGAGGCUACUUUUGAAUUUGGGAGUUCUCUCUCUCUGUCGCCUACUGUUAAAGAUACAGACCCGGAGACAAUGGUUUCAUUUGGAUUUAAGACAUCUCAGGAGAAUGUUUCAGCCUUAAUAAUGACUGGUGGAAUGAAUAACGAGUUUGCCCUGUCUUUGAAUAACGGCUAUGUCGAAAUGAGUGACAGUAAAGAAAAAUUAACAUCCACAAACAAAUGUGAAACUGGAAAAUGGCACUACAUAACAGCCUUCAAAAGUGGAGCAGGGAUGCAGCUAAACGUUGACAACACAGAUAUUGGAGAUCCACCAUCAAUAUCCACAUUUGCUGAUUUUGGAGAAAAUGUGAUUUUAGGGAAUGGUUUAAUUGUAGGCUGUAUGAGGAACCUGUAUAUACGGAGUCUACAGACCGACAAUAUUCCAGCCGACUUGAGCAGAUUCAACCAGACUGGAAAUGUAUCUUUGGGAUUUUGUAAUGCACAGCGCCCCCUUAUGGACACUUAUAAGAAGCGUGCAAGACGUAUUGGAAUUACACCCAACAGCAAUUUGGAAAGAUCUAAACAAGGCUGUAAAAACCCAAAGUCCAUCAAAAACACCUUCCACCUUGGUUCCAACAGCCAAAUGCAGUUUAAAAUAGAUCCAGAGGAGCUCAAUAACAGGCUGAAUUUCACUCUGGACGUCCGUACCAAAUCAUCUGAAGGACUUUUACUCCAAAUCUCAGGGAAGCAUGGUGUUCCUCUUGUGAUCUUGUAUUUGAAUAAUGGGAAAGUCAAACUCUCUGUUGGGGGAGAUGAAGUAAUCUCCUCUCAGAGGAUCAAUGAUGGUGACUGGCACAAUGUAUGUAGCAAAAUGCUAAAAUGUUGUGUUUCAACAACUGUUUUUCUCAAGUUUUAUUUCAUGUUGUGUUUACAGAUCAAGUCCAGCUUGAAGCAACACAAGUUUCAUUUAGUUGUGGAUGGCGUUCGAACACCCGAUGGACAUCCGUUGAAAGGAUUCACACUUCGUCUGCAGUCCCCUGUCUAUGUGGGACACGGAAAAUUUCAGAUGCUUCACAUAACACAAGAAAAAGUACCUCAGAAGAGUGUAAUUGGAUGCAUUCGUGACCUCAGGGUUUCUAAGGUUCUCCUUACAGAUCCAGCUGCCAGUCGUGGGGUUACGCCCUGCUUCAAAGGCGUGCUUGACAAGGGGGCCUAUUUUGCUGGAAAUGGCGCACAUUUGAUCUUAGAAAAGUAUCUUUUCUUUGGUUCUACAUACAAGCUGGCUUUUGAAUUUCGACCCAGGAACCUCACCGGCCUAGUCUUCCACAAAAACGAUAAACGUGAACGGACGCUCACUCUGUUUCUCAAGAAAGGAAAGGUGGUGUUGAAAGCGUAUGAUGGACAGCGCCGCUAUGUAACCACACUGACCCCAACACGACCACUCUGUGAUGCAUUUCACUAUGUGAAAGUGUCCAUACGACGGAAGACCAUCGAGCUGAGAGUGGAUGAACUGACCUCACGAGUGAGGCAAACGUCUGUAUACCGUUCUCCAUCGCAUGAAACGAUCUACAUCGGUGGCAUUUCAGAGAAUCGAAGCGAAGAAGUGGAAAUGCGGGAAUCUUAUGUGGGGUGUUUGAGAAAUGUGCGGCUUAAUCAAAAUCCUGUCACAUUUGAUGACGUGACAAGCAUUUUCGGCUCUGUAAACACCAACGAGUGCCCAGUAGAAUAAUAGAAAUGGCGAUCAAGCAAAGCUCAGCAGUACUAAUUUUGGAAUAAAACAGUUUUGGUAAUUGUUUUCCUAAAGUGGUGUAAAAAACAAACUAGAUAGGCAAAAUGAAAGCAUUUCCUCAAUGGUUAGAAUCAAUGUUUAGAAGGCUCAAAUGUAAAAAUGUGUAUGGAAAUAAAAAUAUAUUUUAAA